This is a messenger RNA of Symbiodinium necroappetens, 294 nucleotides long. The record is from the annotation of a GenBank genome assembly. NCBI's taxonomy places the organism in Eukaryota, Dinophyceae, Suessiales, Symbiodiniaceae.
AUGCCAUGUGUACCACCAUGCUUCAAAUUCGGUCCGAGAAGCUCGACGCCCUGCCAGGGCAAAGGCCCGGCUGCCUUCGCUGUCUCGAAGGGACAGACGAAGGGACCACCCAAGGGUGUGGGCAAGGCCUCAUCAGAAGCCUCCUGGGCGAAUGGAGGCAAAGACAGAGGCGACAAAGGCAGUGUCUGGGUCCCUGGCAAGGGGGCCAAAGGCGACAAAGGUAAGGGCAAGUUCAAGGGCAAGGGAAAGAAGGGGGCGCCCCCUGCCCCGCCCGCCGACCACGAGUUCUGGCAG